UUGUGUAUAUCCUAAGGAUGCGUGUUAUUGUUGUUUACGGUAACUAGCUAGGAAUACGCCAACUGCAUCGCAUUUUUUUUUGCUAAUGCUAUUUGUGUAUUCAAAAUAUACUAAAUAUUUUGUCAAUGUUUGUUAACAAACUCGAAAAUAAUAGGUAUAUAAACUAAAGUUUAGAGAUAAAUGUAGGAAACCGUUUCGUUUGUGAAAUACUCACACUCAAAUGAGUUUUUACAUUUAAGUAGUGUUAUUAGAUCUAUCAUAGCAUGUCUGCGUUCUGUAUUUCAUACAGUUAAAGAAAUAUCUAGUUAAGUUCUACUAGUGCAACGCAUUUUUGAGUUGAAGUCUCACACCCUCGAUGAAGGUCAUUGGGAUAGGAGGUCCUGUCAUUAUCUCAGUUGAAUGCCCUGGGCGGUGAAUUACGACUGAAAGCGUCGUUAGUAGGUUUUAUGCGCGCGGUUGCCCACCGUCGAGAGUAGCAGCAGCAGCAGCAGCAGCUGCCAUCUUGCCCCCUCCCUCCACCUUCUUUUCGUUCGGCACAAACGACUAGGUAGGCUCGAGCUAUUGCGGGUUUGGGGCUUGAAUCCGGUGCCGCUCAUAACAAGGUGUAGCUGAGCAGUCUAGCCUUUCUUAUGCUUUAGUUGGUCCUAGUUGUUCCCUGCUGUUGAGAACGGUGUGGCUACGUUCGAUGGUGUUUGUGCAUAGGAUUAUCCAAUCUGGAGUGCGAGAUAACAUCCCCAUUCAGAAAAAUUGACCAACACAAAAUAUAUGUCGGUUUCAACCCCGUGGAUUGCACAGAUACCCCGCUACGUGAUCGUGCGACCAGCACAGAGGAGCGUACUUACUAUAUAGAUCUGGAGACGCAGCCUAUUGCAAUAUGGUCCGAUUAACACAGUUUUUCUGCGCUAAAACGAAGUCGCGCGGAAGCCAAGAUACGGAUUUUGUGUUCGAUUACACAUCAGCGUUCGACUUUAAAUCGGCGCACACGUUUAACACCGACAAAAAACAUAAGACGGUAUUCAAGUAUCACGACCGCGAUUAUAUCGUCGACAUAACAGAAUGUGAGCAGGAGCCGUGGCAGAGCGCUGUUUUCCGCGCGAUUGUCACUGUCCUUUGCUACGUCGUACUGGUCGCUACGUUUCCGCUAACGGGAUGGCUUUGCGUUAAGCGAGUGACAUCUUUGGAGCGCAUGGCGAUAUUCCGUUUGGGAAAACUCAUGCCAGUCCAGGGACCUGGAAUCGUCAUCGUGUUUCCCGGCGUAGAUAAUCAUCGUAAAAUAGAUUUGCGACCACGAACGAUCGAGAUUGAGCCCCGACAGAUACUAUUGGGCGAUGGGGCCGUGGUUGAGCUAUCGUGCUCUUUGGCCUGUCAGGUGGUCAACUCGGUCCAGUACGUGACGCGUGUCCGCGAAGUUGACGCUACUAUUCGGCUGCUUUGUCAACAUUGUCUUUCGUCGGUUGUGUGUAUCGCCGAACAAGAAGACCUUGAGAGACGCAAAGAAAGCCUGGAAUCUUCUUUACUCACAAAGCUGAAUGACAGUAUCAUCCCGUGGGGUCUCGAGGUGAUCAGGGUGACCAUCCAACUGGAUCAGGUGAUUCGUGAAGCCGAACCCGUUAAUGCUAUUAGUCCGUUAGUAAAAGUGUUAAAGAGCGCGCUUGGCCUAGCAGGAGAUGACUAUGAGGACAAACCCUCAAAACUGCUUGGCAAAAUCAUUGAUGGAAAAUCACCAAAAGCUGGCGCAUUGCAUAUUGUUCCUGCAGUUCCCAACGACGGCCAGUUUACUCAACUAACGAUGGUGCUUCAACAGCUGGCUAUACACGCCGCUAAACAUGAGGCUCUCAUUGAGACCACCGCGUCCUACAAAUUCUUGCUGCAUGGCGCACCCGGAAGCGACGUUAAAGAGGUCUACCCCAUCUGCUUGAUAUUUGACAAAGGUAACGUCGAUGUGAAAUCUGGUUCUACGGAAGUGGACGCCAUAAAGCCAGAUGUUACUCUGGAAAUGACCUCCGACGACCUAACUCUCAUCGUACUUGGCAAGAUGUCACCACUAAAGGGAUACAUGGGCGGAAAGAUUAGCGUUAAAGGUGACUGGAAUUUACUAAAAAAGUUCAUUCAGGUUGUACAGGGAAAGUAGAUUUAAAGACGUGUGUGUUACAGUGACAUAAUAAUAUAGAAGGCAGUUAUCUUUGUGGUGAACCCUAAAUUAUUCGCACAGAAACAAAUUGUAUACAAGCUUAAUUUAUAAAACAUAGGAGAUGUGUAUGCUGUAACUAAGCGUCAACGUGUGAUCGCAAACGUGCUAAUAUUUCGAAUAUUUUACGUCGCACCAGUUUGUUAUCUAUGUACGUUACCGUCUUAGCUGGUGACUCCAUGUACUCAACCAAGUUACAAUCUAAAGUUUUUUGUACUACUAUCUGUCUCAUCGAACUAUUGGUAUUUCUCAUUAUUAAAAAACUUACUCGUACAAAAGAUGCAUUAUCAAUAUGAAAAUAAAGAAAGCAGCCAGUUUAUAGAAACGUUCGUUAAACGUGGUAGUUCUUACAGCAAAAAUUUAUCUUGGGCUAAAGCUCACGGGAAUUAGCAAGUGCGUUAAUGGCAUUGGCUUUUCUAUAAAGGACAUAAGAACACACUUGAUCAACAAGCGAAUCGAUGCUGAUAGUUCAAUAGGUAUACAGAACCUGAAAAUAGAGCCAUAUCUAUGUAUUGGGCCACUUUGACGAUCCUUUAGUUCGUCCAGUGUUAUUAUUACGGCUUCUACGAUCAUCUACGCCUUCGCGUGGGUCAUCUUCAUUAUCUAUGCCCAUUUUCCCACAUGCUUAGCUCAUUGCGCACAUCGCAUUGCGUCUCCGAGUGUUGACUAUGUCGCUGACCGAUUGUUUUAGCCUUGGGGCUUACGUAUACAGUAUAUAAAAGUGACGAAAAGUGUUUCGAACCGAAGAUUCGAAAGCCGGAAGCAGUAUUCCAGCAAAGUAUUCUUCCCCAUAAGAUAUUGAAAUCGAACACAUUUUUUUAGUGAGCACGGUAGCAUGGCUAACGAGAAAAUUCGUGUCGUUUCAAUCGCGGGAUUUGUUUGAAACUUGAACGAUGCAAGGCGUUUCAUCACCGAGGCAUUACUGAGCACUUAAGAAGGCCCAGGAAGGUCAAAUAGUACCAGAGCGUGCAAAAUUAAGAGAACAUCGCUCGUUGGGCCAAGAUACUAUGAGUCGAAUGCUAAAGUAUGGAAUUUGAUGAAGUUAACAAUACGUGAUGUGUGAAUAUAAAUUACGUUGUUUUAUUUUUAGAUAGAUAUGAACCUGUUUUACGCGCUGAGCACCCUUAUACGCUUCUGUGUGAGCAAUAUUACGAUCUCAAUACCUCUGACCGAAGAUCUGACAAAGACUGAAUAAGCAAACAGAGACUAAGCUUGUGAAAAAACCAGAAAAGUCCAGGGAUUUAAUCUUGCGACACGGUAAUUUUCUCCAGCAUCAUUAUUUACUCAGUCGAGAGACAAUUACGGAAUCCCUAAGCCGCACAAACCACAAGGAGAGAACUGAAAUUUUUAAAUACGAUUUAGAAAAUUACUUCACAUUCAGUCACUGUCAUAGAAAAAAUAUUUUCCAAUUUAUGCGGACAGAUAGACACAACAUGUUUACAGAACAGUAAUCAUCGUAUAAUACCUAUAUGCUGUACAAAAAUAUUACGGACGCAAAAACGCAAAUGGUUAUUCAUUCUGUUCUUCACUCGAGAGAAUCGUCUUAGGGCAAUCUGUAAUUAAGGGUAAUGAUACUGGAAUUAAAGUUUUACGUUGCUAUAUUAUUCAGCCAGCCAUUUCGAGGCGAGAAAGGAAAAACAAUAAUGCUAGCUAAGUAAAUCUAUAAACUCAUUAUACAACGCAUGCGUCUGAACACAGUGCGACAACACAUCAAAAAGAAGAACUACGAUAAUGAAGACUGUAAAUGAGACUUGAUAAUUGGAAUAAGAAUAAUUGAACAGCUAGAACAUGGAUAAGAUAUCUAUAGUACAAUAGAAGCCAUCAUUCUUUCGAAAAAUUACGCUGACGAUGACGCAAAAAUGCCGCGGAUCUUCAUGUUAUGACCGCUAUUAGCGGCGUCCGUCUGUGAUGCAUUUUAUAGGACUCGCAGUUAAUAAAUGAUUACAUGGCUUGCGUUUUCUUAUCAUGACA
Messenger RNA from Varroa destructor (honeybee mite), 4159 nucleotides. Its product is annotated as stomatin-like protein 1. Gene Ontology annotation, cellular component: plasma membrane. The record is from RefSeq and is a predicted model, not a curated record. NCBI's taxonomy places the organism in Eukaryota, Metazoa, Arthropoda, Arachnida, Mesostigmata, Varroidae.